AUGGAGGACAAGCCUUUGAAAGCCUUGGACAAGUCUUCGGGCCACCGUGCCUCAGGCAAGUCGAGCCAGCAGGACAUCCGGAAUCUAUGGACCACGGCCACGCUGUCGCAGCCGAAGCUGAACGUGGCGCUGUCCGAUGUCUGCGAGGACUCGGAGGGCAGCAGCGUGAGCAGCAGGACCCGCCGGUGGCGCAAGCAGACGGCCGGCCACGACUGGGACGCCAGCUGGGAAGCGUUGGAGGACAGAAAGGACAAGGACAGCUUCAAGCAAGAGGAGCUGGAUGAGCACUCCUUGCUGGAGCUGGAGAUGCGCCUCGACAGCUCCGUGGGAAGCCAUGUAGAGGACGACGACGAGUCCAGGACCGGUCAGUGUGAAAAGCCUUCCUCAGUGUCAUCGUUCAAUAUUGUGAAGCACGCACACCAUCGAGCCUACUGGAUGGAGCAGCACAACAGGCUGCCACUGCCCCUAAUAGAAGUCAUGGAGAAUGAAGCUCUGGAAAUCCUCACCAAAGCCUUCCGGAGCUACCGGUCGGGGAUUGGCCGGGACCACUUCCUGACCAAGCAGCUGCAGCGACACAUCGAGGGGCUCAAGAGGCGCCAGAACAAGAGGCUGCACGUCUCGGCGCACUGAGAGCACCGCCUCGGGCUCGAGUGACGGCCCGACUCCGGCCCCGGUCCCUGUCCCGUCCCCAGACCCAAGCUCGACCCUGUCCACGUGGAAUUUGGGCCCUAGAGAAAUAAAAGAGUCUGUGCAUGGUCAGCGAGUCAGUGCGUGGCUGCCCGCGUGAGGCGGACGCACGCGGCCCCGCCUUUCCCCGUGACCUUCACUCAGUCACCGCAGUGACCUUGAGCGUUCUCCGUCCGGGCCGUUUCGGCUCCGCCUUCCCGGGACUCGAAAUCCAGGACUUCUUGCACGUUUUAGGUCUGCUUCUCCCACCCCGGAUUCAGCAGCUUUGUGGGGAGGGAUACUGGGU
Messenger RNA from Equus quagga, 973 nucleotides. It is a transcript of the gene CATSPERZ, whose product is annotated as catsper channel auxiliary subunit zeta. The transcript is spliced from 5 exons. Gene Ontology annotation, cellular component: sperm principal piece; CatSper complex. The coding region runs from base 1 to 630 and encodes 209 amino acids. Gene Ontology annotation, biological process: flagellated sperm motility; sperm capacitation. NCBI's taxonomy places the organism in Eukaryota, Metazoa, Chordata, Mammalia, Perissodactyla, Equidae. The record is from RefSeq and is a predicted model, not a curated record.